ACCGUAGACCACCCGAGUGAGGGUCCAGACCAACACACCUCUCCUUCUCCAUCCCAGCUCCCCCUUCACUUCGCAGUUUGCAUUGUGUAGAACUGUGUCGUUUAACUCCUCCCCUCCUGAUCCUCUCUCCCCUUGUUGUCCUCUCUGCCACUCAGUCUACUCCUCUCAUCCUGUCUGCUGAAAGUUGGUGAAGCUGCUGUGAGACGCUGCAACCAUGGCUGCUAUUGGAUCUUACCGUAUGGUGUCCGAGGAGGAGCAGGCCAUGAGGUCUAAACUGGAGCAUUUGACAGUGAAGGAUCAUGGGCCAGUGUUUGGGCCGUGCCACAAACUGCCUGGACACACUGCACAAAAGGCAAAGGAUGAGCUGAGUGAGACAGAUGAGAGGCGGGCGUCAACACUGAAGAACCUGCGAGUCAUGAUGAAGGAGAGAGCAGCGGAGGGAGACGAUUUGGCCAAACUGGUGCUGGACCACUUCGGGGACAAACCGGACUCUCUGAUCCUGCGUUUCCUUAGAGCUCGCAAGUUUGAUGUUGUCAGAGCCCACGAGCUCAUGAAGGGUUAUGUGCGCUUCAGGAAGGAGUAUCCCGAGCUGUUUGAGAAUCUGACCCCAGAGGCGGUCCGCAGCACCAUCGAGGCGGGCUACCCUGUGGUACUGCCAACGAGGGACAAGCAUGGCCACGUAGUCCUGCUCUUCAAUAUCGAGAACUGGGACCUGGAGGAGAUCACAUUCGAUGAGAUCUUAAGAGCUUACUGUGUGAUUUUGGAGAAGUUGCUGGAGAAUGAGGAAACCCAGAUCAAUGGCUUUGUCCUGAUUGAGAAUUUCAAGGGCUUUACCAUGCAGCACGCCUCAGGAAUAAAGCCGACUGAGCUCAAGAAGAUGGUGGACAUGAUGCAGGACUCUUUCCCUGCGCGUUUCAAGGCGGUCCACGUUACUCACCAGCCCUGGUACUUCACCACCACAUACAACGUGGUCAAACCCUUCAUGAAGAGCAAGCUGCUGGAGAGGGUCUUUGUUCACGGCGACGAGCUCGACAACUACUUCAAAGAAUUCGACGCAGACAUCCUGCCAGCAGAGUUCGAUGGCAAAGCCUCUGCUGCAGCCUGCCAGGCCAUCGCCACCAAGCUUUUUGGCUCCGAAGACACUGCUCUCUGAAAGAACACCCACUCCCAUUUCAAACCCAAGAGUUAUAGAGUGUCCUUCACCCUAGAUGCUUCUUUUGUGAUCAGAUCCGGUCUAUUUUGAAGCUAGGUUGACAUUUUGUAUUAUUAUGCGGGCAGUUCCUAUGAGCAAAAAGAAGUAUCUAGAGUUAGGAGCAUGGAAUGAGUUGCCAAUGAGUAAAUAUAUGGUGAUAUGAAUAGGAAA
Molecule: messenger RNA, 1363 nt
Organism: Etheostoma cragini (Arkansas darter)
Lineage: Eukaryota; Metazoa; Chordata; Actinopteri; Perciformes; Percidae
Product: retinaldehyde-binding protein 1-like
Exons: 8
Coding region: 215-1153 (312 amino acids)
Cellular component (GO): membrane
Molecular function (GO): phosphatidylinositol bisphosphate binding
Source: RefSeq, a predicted model, not a curated record